Myripristis murdjan (pinecone soldierfish) is the source of this 2117-nucleotide messenger RNA. RefSeq names its product peptidylprolyl isomerase (cyclophilin)-like 4 (gene ppil4). The transcript is spliced from 13 exons. Gene Ontology annotation, biological process: protein peptidyl-prolyl isomerization. The record is from RefSeq and is a predicted model, not a curated record. Gene Ontology annotation, cellular component: nucleus. Gene Ontology annotation, molecular function: peptidyl-prolyl cis-trans isomerase activity; RNA binding. NCBI's taxonomy places the organism in Eukaryota, Metazoa, Chordata, Actinopteri, Holocentriformes, Holocentridae. Bases 130 to 1548 code for a protein of 472 amino acids.
UACUGUCGGGUGUGACAUCUUGGCUCCGCGGUGGCUGUGUUGCGCUGUUAGCUUAGCGGACGGCUAACAAAACACCGAGCGAGACGUCCCGGCUGCGCGUUGAGUUCUCGCGAGAUCGGGAACGUCAGCAUGGCGGUGCUCCUUGAAACGACGUUGGGCGAUAUUGUAAUUGAUUUAUUCACAGAAGAAAGGCCUAAAACUUGCCUGAACUUUCUGAAAUUAUGCAAAAUAAAAUACUACAACUACUGCCUGGUCCACAAUGUACAGAGAGAUUUCAUUAUGCAGACUGGAGAUCCAUCUGGGACGGGUCGUGGUGGAGACUCCAUCUUCAGCAAACUGUAUGGCGAUCAGGCCCGAUUUUUUGAUGCAGAGAAGGUGCCACGCAUCAAACACAAAAAGAAGGGGAUGGUGUCCAUGGUGAACAAUGGAAGCGACCAGUUUGGUUCUCAGUUCCUUAUCACCAUGGCCGAGAACCUGGACUACUUAGAUGGGGUCCAUACUGUGUUCGGGGAAGUCACAGAGGGCAUGGAUGUCUUGGCCAAGAUCAAUGAGACUUUUGUUGAUAAGGAUUUUGUCCCAUUUCAAGAUAUCAGGAUAAACCACACGGUGAUCCUGGACGACCCGUUCGAUGACCCUCCUAACCUGCCGGUGCCUGAUCGUUCCCCUGAGCCCACCAAAGAACAGUUAGAUAGUGGCCGAAUCGGAGCCGAUGAAGUCAUAGACGAUACAGAGGGUAAAGGGGCUGAGGAGCUGGAGGAGAUGCUGAAGGAGAAGGAGGCCAAGACUCAGGCCAUUCUGCUGGAGAUGGUUGGUGACCUCCCUGAUGCAGACGUGAAGCCUCCAGAGAAUGUGUUGUUUGUCUGUAAACUGAAUCCAGUCACCGCAGAUGAGGAUCUGGAAAUCAUCUUUUCACGCUUUGGGCCCAUAAAAUGCUGUGAGAUCAUCAGAGACUGGAAAACUGGAGAGUCCCUCUGUUAUGCCUUUAUUGAGUUUGAAAAGGAGGAAGACUGUGAAAAAGCCUACUUCAAAAUGGACAAUGUGCUCAUAGAUGAUCGGCGUAUUCACGUAGACUUCAGCCAGUCGGUCGCAAAGAUCAAAUGGAAAGGAAAAGGUGGGAAGUACAGUAAGGAUGACUUCAAAGCUUACGAAAAGGAACAGGAAAACCGAUCCAAGUUGGCACUCAAGGACAAAGUGAAGCCUAAACAAGACUCCAAGUAUGACUUGCUGCUAGAUGAGGAAGAGGAGGCGAUGAGCCAUCGCCACUCCGAGAAGAAACACAAAGAAAAGAGACACCAUCAUCAUUCAGACGAUGAGAGCAGUAGGAAGUCAAAAAAAUCCAAGGGCAGCGAGGAGAGCCGGCGGGAGAAGAAGUCGGGUCACCAGCGCUCUCGGUCUCGAUCCCAUUCCAGAGACAGGGAGCACAAACACAGCCGGUCCCGGGACAAACACUGGAAGGAGGGACGCGACAAAGGCCACAGCCGCAAGGACAGGAGCCGCAGCCGCUCUCCCAGGAAGUCCAAGGACAAAGAGAGGAGUCGACACCGAUGAGUGUGUGCGUCUCCUGCCUCGCUGUCACAGCCUCUCUAAGAGAGAGGAGGCAACAGAAACGCCACAACAGAAGUUUUCCUAGGAACUCUGAACUCCUAAACUGUAUUCAACAUCACCUCUCAUCCACCAUGAAGAGGAUGCUUUGACUCUUUGAAUUUUUGUCUGUUGUGUUUUUUAAAUAAUGGCUUAUUACCUUACUACCAAUAAUAAUAAACUAAUGCACAGUUCUAUCAAUAAAGGCAGUUGCAGUAAUUAUCUUACGAUAGUAACAAAAAAAAAAUAUUCGGUAAUAUUGUUUAUUUCUUAUGAACUCAAACAAGUACCUUGUUAGCUGCUUGCUACUGGUAUUCCCCCCACCCCACCCCCACCCUAUUGUAUGACAAGUGUCUUUAUCAUGAAUUUACUCUUGUCUUUUGAAUUCCAUACACUCAGGCAAAGCCCCCUGGGUUUAUAUGAAUUUCAUUUGCCUUCCUCUGCGUCCCCCUUCACACUUUGAGCCCCUUGUUUAGCAGCAAAGGGCAAAUGGAAAUGUUCCAUGCUUGCUAAUGUUUGACCUUUGCCUGAGUCUU